This is a messenger RNA of Drosophila miranda, 962 nucleotides long. RefSeq names its product transcription elongation factor 1 homolog. Gene Ontology annotation, molecular function: RNA polymerase II complex binding. Gene Ontology annotation, biological process: transcription elongation by RNA polymerase II. The coding region runs from base 53 to 301 and encodes 82 amino acids. The transcript has 2 exons. The record is from RefSeq and is a predicted model, not a curated record. Gene Ontology annotation, cellular component: transcription elongation factor complex. Lineage: Eukaryota; Metazoa; Arthropoda; Insecta; Diptera; Drosophilidae.
CUUAGCAAUUUUAGGCAAUUUAGUCAAACUUUGUUGUCAAUCUGUGCCGACGAUGGGGCGAAGAAAAUCUAAAAGAAAGCCGCCACCGAAAAGGAAAAAUAUAGAACCACUCGACCAGCAAUUUAACUGUCCGUUCUGCAACCAUGAAAAAUCCUGUGAAGUGAAAAUGGAUAAAGGAAGAAACACAGCAAAAAUCACGUGUCGAGUGUGUUUGGAAGACUUUCAAACUGGAAUUAAUUUUUUAUCAGAGCCAAUUGACGUUUAUAAUGAUUGGGUAGAUGCAUGCGAAACGGCCAAUUAAUUAAAUUGGAUAAAAAUUAAAAUUAAAACAAAAAUUUAACUUAAUGACAUAUUAAAAUAAGUAUGUUUGUUCUAAGAGCUUAGGAUUAUAUAAACAGUUAAAUAUAAUAUUUGAUUGAGACUUAAAUAAUUAACUUUCAAUUCAAUUAGCGGCCAGUUACUUUUAAGAACGCUAGUGUUGGCGCUCCAAAUUUUGUAUACUCCAAGGCCUCGCGCACACUAUAGCUGAAAGAGGGCCGAAAGUGCAUCUGAGCUGAAGAGGCUUUCAAAUCUAGAUAUUAACUUUUUUCGCUGGAAUCAGUAUGGCAGGAUGACCACACUGUAAUGUUUAAAUCUGUUUAAAAAACUUUUUUGUUUUUGUUUUUGAAGGAACCCCAACCAAAAGUUCUCAUUUGUGCAGACUAAUUUGUACGAGCUAAGUCCUCCCCACAGUUUUGCAAUGGGGUCCGUCUAUAAUUUUAGACUUCCUCUAUCCACUCGAUGUAGUUCCUUACUCGUUCGUUUUAUUUCGUAUAUCUCUUAAAUCUAUUGAUCAUAUCAGACCUUUUUGGAUCGAUAAUAUCGAUUGCGCUUCUGUAUCUGUACACAAUGUAAGGCGCAAACUUCAAAUUAAUUCACAUGUAUUUACAUAAUAACUAAAAUAUUUACACUUUUACCAUUUA